AUGCGCUCAGCCGUUACGUCUCUCCUCUGCUUUGUAGCACUACCCGUCAUUCCACUCAGCUCAACGCUGGAUACGUUGAUCGAGAUAGUGAAAGAUAUCGUCUAUCUCUCUCGCGAUCUUAUCGUCUUCGGAGAGCACACCGAAAGAAUAGUAAAUCAGUUGGCUUCUGCCUUGAAGAAUAAGCAACUUUCGCAAGAUACCAAUACGAGGAAGAGCUUAGAAGAACUUCGAAAAAUGUUCAGGCUCAAUAGCUCUCAUGGAGCAAUGUUUCGACUUCGGCGUGCGCUAUUCCCCGAAGAGGAUUAUACACAGGUUGCACACAUGAGACAACAACUUGACGAUGCUCUAGCACUAUUCAAUCUCGCUGCCAACUGUGAGCUGCUUGCUAGAGUUCCGCCUUUUCCAAACCCAGUGGACCGUCUGAGAAACCCGCAUCACGGCCAUCUGAACUCUAGUUUCGCAUUCAAUGGACUGUGGAGAGAAGCCAGCCAGGCGCCGAAGCGACUUUGUCGCAUCCGAAACGGAAAGCGCGAAUUGUUGGCCGCAGGCGCGGAGGUAAACCGUCUACUUCACUUGUUCCAGCGUAGCCGAAGGCCACUCCUUGCUAUGGACCUCGCCAUCGCUCUAAGCCACUACUCCGAGCUGCUGGUCAAAUCAGGUUGUACUGCUGAUGCGCUUGCUGCCAGCCAAGAGUCCGCACGCUUGUUCAGGUCUCUUGCUGAGAAAGGGCCAGAAGUUUACCACGAUGCUUACUGA
This is a messenger RNA of Rhizoctonia solani, 756 nucleotides long. RefSeq lists its product as uncharacterized. Lineage: Eukaryota; Fungi; Basidiomycota; Agaricomycetes; Cantharellales; Ceratobasidiaceae. The record is from RefSeq and is a predicted model, not a curated record. The transcript is spliced from 6 exons. The coding region runs from base 1 to 756 and encodes 251 amino acids.